UAGAAAAGUGUCAGCAUAGAAGAGCGGAAUAAAUAUGGUGCAAGAUGGAAAAGCGAAGGCGGUCAAAAAGGGAAAACCCGACUUGGAUGAUCUCAAGCAGGAGGUCUCUAUGGAUGAACAUACCAUUCCACUCGCAGAUCUCUAUACAAGGCUAGGAACAAACCCUGAACGGGGUCUGACGUCGAAUAAAGCCCGUGAGGUGUUUGCUCGGGAUGGUCCAAAUGCUUUAACGCCUCCCAAGAAGACACCUGAAUGGGUGAAGUUCUGCAAGAACCUCUUCGGGGGUUUCGCCCUUCUUCUGUGGAUCGGCGCCGUCCUUUGCUUCAUCGCUUACUCCAUCCAAGCAUCCACCUUCGAGGAAGCUCCCGACGACAAUCUGUAUUUAGGUAUCGUAUUAUCUGUUGUGGUCAUAGUUACGGGUGUUUUUUCUUAUUAUCAAGAAGCUAAAAGUUCUAAAAUCAUGGAGUCUUUCAAAAAUAUGGUUCCUCAGUAUGCUAUCGUUAUUCGAGACGGUCAGAAGCUGACGAUGCCUGCUGAAGACGUUGUAGUAGGAGAUAUAGUAGAAGUCAAGGGUGGAGAUAGAAUUCCUGCCGAUAUGAGAGUUAUUUCAUCUCAGGCAUGUAAAGUUGACAACUCAUCGCUCACCGGAGAGUCCGAGCCACAAACCAGAACACCUGAAGCGACAAAUGACAAUCCUCUGGAAACUAGGAAUUUGGCUUUCUUUUCCACCAACUGCGUCGAAGGUACCGCAAAAGGAGUUGUUGUGAAUACUGGAGACCGGACUGUGAUGGGCCGUAUUGCUAAUCUGGCUUCCGGGUUGGAAGUUGGUGAUACACCCAUAGCUCGAGAAAUAGAACAUUUCAUUCAUUUGAUCACGGGUGUCGCUGUAUUUUUAGGACUUGCUUUCUUCGUUAUUGCUUUCAUUCUUGGGUAUUACUGGUUGGAUGCUGUCAUCUUUCUCAUCGGAAUCAUUGUUGCCAAUGUGCCUGAGGGUCUCUUAGCUACUGUGACGGUAUGCUUGACAUUAACAGCGAAACGUAUGGCCUCGAAGAACUGUCUUGUGAAAAACCUAGAAGCCGUAGAAACUUUAGGUUCGACGUCCACCAUCUGCUCUGAUAAAACAGGAACCUUAACUCAAAACAGAAUGACAGUUGCUCACAUGUGGUUUGACAAUCAGAUAAUAGAAGCGGAUACCACUGAAGAUCAAUCAGGUGUUCAAUAUGAUAAAACGUCUCCAGGAUGGGCAGCUUUAUCUCGUGCCGCAUGUUUAUGCAGUCGUGCAGAAUUCAAGCCAGGACAAGAUAGUAUUCACAUUCUGAAACGGUACUUUUUUGCACCCCUAUUACAGCAAAUUUAUUGAACGCGAGCAAUUCAA
Molecule: messenger RNA, 1375 nt
Organism: Stegodyphus dumicola
Lineage: Eukaryota; Metazoa; Arthropoda; Arachnida; Araneae; Eresidae
Product: sodium/potassium-transporting ATPase subunit alpha-like
Biological process (GO): intracellular sodium ion homeostasis; proton transmembrane transport; sodium ion export across plasma membrane
Cellular component (GO): plasma membrane
Molecular function (GO): ATP binding; ATP hydrolysis activity; P-type sodium:potassium-exchanging transporter activity
Source: RefSeq, a predicted model, not a curated record